AUGAUUGCACAAGAGAAAUCAAUAUAAGAAAAGAGAUCAAAUAUAUUUUAUGAAUCAACUAAACUUCCUAAAUCACUUCCUAAAUAUAUAGAAGAUAGACCUAAAUCUCCAAAUCUUGAUCAUAGAUAAAGAAUGUUAUAUUAAAAUACAUCAAAUGUUUUAUCUGGAUAUUGUUAUUAGAAAAUAAAAUAGGUUUGUGAGAGCAGAAUUAAAAUUGUUGAAGAUCCAAAUAAUCGAUUGAAACAUUAAAAUUAAAAUUUUUCUGAUUAUUUGAUAGACAUUGUGGUGAUAAUAAAGUAAAUCAAAGAAUUAGAUCAGUUUCUCCUUAAUUAUAUUGGACUGCACAUGAUAGUAUUAGAAAUGCAAAAGAUUGUACAAAUAAUGAAUAUACAACAAAUAAUAAUCAACCAAAAUCUCCUCUCAAAAUUACUGAAAUAUCCAAUAUAGAAAUUAAAGUAAUUUAUAUAAUAUAUUUUAGGUGUAUUUAAUAAGCAAAAGAAUUAAAAAAUUAUUCGAAAUUACAUGGAAAAACAACAUCUUCAAAAGAAAUUGUUUAUGAAGGAAUGUUGAAAUGGAAAAAUAAUUAUAAAUGA
Messenger RNA from Paramecium primaurelia, 593 nucleotides. Lineage: Eukaryota; Ciliophora; Oligohymenophorea; Peniculida; Parameciidae. The record is from the annotation of a GenBank genome assembly.